CACAACCGAGCGACAUCACAGACGUCACAGAAAGCGUCGUGUGGCCCGUGAAAACAACAACGUAUCCAGCUGCAGUGUGCCACGUGAGGCAAGACUCCGUCACCGCAGGUGAUGCUGUGUGAUUGACAGAGGACGAACUUACCACAAGCGACCACUGGGGUCAUUGCUGCAAGGUUGAGCGACUGUCCUGUAUCCAGUUCUUGUCACACGUCUGUGGUUGAACCCACGGCUCUGCUGCUGCAGCUCGAUACAUUUCACCAUCAUGAAGAAUCUACAUUUCAAGGAUUUCUUCUGGAACUCUGACCUGACCUGCACUGGUGGCUACGAUGCCAUCAUUCAGUAUCUCAAUGAUGGCAAGAGGACAUGCAAGGAGGUGGAGGAUUUCAUGAAAGCCAGGGCCUCAAUCGAAGAGAAAUACGCCAAAGAUCUCCUUGGUUUGUCCAAGAAGGUGUGUGGACACAAUGAGAUGAACACAUUGAAAAGAUCCCUGGAUGUGUUCAAAUUACAGACGGAACAUGUGAGUCUAUCACACUUACAACUGGCACAGAGCAUGAGGGAGGAGGCCAAGAAACUGGAGGAAUUCAGAGAAAAACAAAGAGAAGCGAGGAAGAAGGUAGAGCAACAGAUCGAUGCUCUCCACAAACAGAAAUCCUCACAGUUCAAGAAGACAAUUGAUUCGAAGAAGACAUACGAGCAGAAGUGCAGAGACAAAGAAGAAGCGGAUCAGAACGUGAACCGAUACACCAACACCAACAACACUAAGCACAUGGAGAAGCUCUACUCAAAGGCACAGCAAGCGAAACAGAAUGCAGAGGAAGCAGACAGGUUAUACCAGCAGAAUCUGUCCACACUGGGAAAGGUUAGAGACGAUUGGCUGAAGGAACAUGUCAAGGCCUGUGAGAUGUUUGAAAAACAAUCAGUGGAGCGCAUCAACUUUCUGAGGAACAUAGUUUGGACUCACCUCAACCAGCUUUCCCAGCAGUGUGUGACCAGUGACGAGCUGUACGAGGAAGCGAGGCAGUCACUGGAGCAGUGUGACGUCCGGGAAGAUAUCGAGCACUUUGUAAACCUCAGGCAGACUGGUGAUAAACCGCCAGCUCCGGUUGCGUACGAGAACUUCUACACUGGCCAGAAGCCUCCGAACGGAGCUCCGCCUUCGCGACUGCCUCCACCAAUCAGCAGGAGGGGGCCAUUACCUAGUCCAACACACAGCAGCCGGGAAGAUACGAUCUACUCAACGGUGCAGGACGCAGGCUACGGUGUUUCCCCAGUUCUAACACACAGACACUGAGAGGAUGGAACAGUUACCGUGCCGUACGUCCUGUGCAGUGCUGGAGAUUUUUAUGAUGGAUAUUAGGUUUGUCUUUGUCUCUUUACUUCCUCCUGUGUGUUUUCCUCUAAAGGUUAGAUCUUGACGAGUGUCAUAAUUGUGUGACUAUAUCGUUUGGGUGCGGUUGUGUUGAACACAUAUCACUGUGUUAUAAACAGUACUGUAAACAUGAUUAUUUUAUUUUAGGGUUGUUUUGUGUAUUUUUAAAAUAAAUCGGGCUAAAAUGUUUUGUUUUGCUCAGUAGUUUGAUGAAAUUGGCAUUUUGUACUACAAUAGAGAAGUUGAUUGGGUUAUAACGGAACCAUAAAACAAAUAUUGAACUAAUUUCUAAUUAUAGUACUGCCUACUCUCCAGAUAUGGGGUCUAUUUAUAAGCAAAAUGCACCGUCUUCUGCAAAGUUGCAUCUUAAUUUAUCUUGACAAAUUUUACAGAUUGCCAUAACUGUUAUCCGCUUACUUGUUUUCAAUACCUCUUACAUGUGAGAGUGGAGUGUCUGCUGAAAGCGAUCUUUUGAGUUGAACCUCAAUACUCUUGUAUCCCAUAUCUGCAGUGUGCAGUACUUUAAAUCUGGAUGACUACAGACCUGUCACUUCAACUCAACAUCGUGACGGUCAAGAUUACGUGCUGAACAAUAGACUUAUUUCCAUUGUGUGUAACUACAAUUCAUAAGUGUGAUGAAGAUGCACAAUAUGCACAAUAUUUUCCAGAUACUGGAUUGUUGGAAUUUUUGCACUUCGAUUUAGCUUUAUAACGUAUGUUGAUAAAGUGUAAUUUGUAGAAAAAGUUACAAAUUGUGACUAAAGGGGAUUAAAUGGCAUUUCACCAUUCA
Scophthalmus maximus (turbot) is the source of this 2159-nucleotide messenger RNA. It is a transcript of the gene pstpip2, whose product is annotated as proline-serine-threonine phosphatase interacting protein 2. Gene Ontology annotation, cellular component: cytoplasm; actin filament; plasma membrane. Bases 263 to 1291 code for a protein of 342 amino acids. NCBI's taxonomy places the organism in Eukaryota, Metazoa, Chordata, Actinopteri, Pleuronectiformes, Scophthalmidae. The record is from RefSeq and is a predicted model, not a curated record. Gene Ontology annotation, molecular function: actin filament binding. The transcript is spliced from 15 exons. Gene Ontology annotation, biological process: actin filament polymerization.